AUGGACUCCCUGAUCUUUGCGUCGUCCCCCCCCAACCUGUCGGACCACCUGAUGUACGACAGCUUCCUGCAGGGGAACGACUCUGAGCUCCACGGGAACUACUCCGACCCCAGCUUCAACCAAAUCAGCACGGUGAUCAUCACCUGCAUGUACUUCAUGGUCUGCACCGUGGGGCUCUGCGGAAACGCCCUCGUCAUCUACGUCAUCCUGCGCUACGCCAAGAUGAAGACGGUCACCAACAUCUACAUCCUCAACCUGGCGGUGGCCGACGUGCUCUUCAUGCUGGGCCUGCCGUUCAUCGCCAUCCAGCUGGCGCUCGUCCACUGGCCCUUCGGCCCCGUGCUCUGCCGGGUGGUGAUGACCCUGGACUCCCUGAAUCAGUUCACGUCCAUCUUCUGCCUGAUGGUGAUGAGCAUCGACCGCUACCUGGCGGUGGUCCAUCCCAUUAAGUCCACCAAGUGGCGCAAACCCCGCAUGGCCAAGACAAUCAACCUGACCGUGUGGGGGGUGUCGCUGAUUGUUAACAUUCCCGUCGUCAUCUACAGCGGCGUCAUCACGAAGCAAAACGGCUGCUUCUGCACCAUCGUGUGGCCCGAGCCCCAGGAGGCCUACUACACGGCCUUCAUGUUCUACACCUUCAUCCUGGGCUUCUUCCUGCCGCUCAUGGUCAUCUGCCUCUGCUACCUCUUCAUCAUCAUCAAGGUGAAGUCGUCCGGGAUGCGCGUGGCCUCCUCCAAGAGGAAGCGCUCCGAGAGGAAGGUGACCCGCAUGGUGUCCAUCGUGGUGGCGGUGUUCGUCUUCUGCUGGCUGCCCUUCUACAUCUUCAACGUCACCUCGGUAACGGGCACCAUCAGCACCACGCCCAUCCUGCGGAGCACUUUCGCUUUUGUGGUGGUGCUGGGCUACGCCAACAGCUGCGCCAACCCCAUCCUCUACGCGUUCCUCUCGGAGAACUUCAAGAAGAGUUUCCAGAAUGUGCUCUGCCUGAAGAAGGUGGGGGGGCUGGACGAGGUCGAGCGCAGCGACAGCCGGCAGGAUAAGUCUCGGAUGAUGAACGACCCGACGGAGACGCAGAGCACGCUGCUGAACGGCGACCUGCAGACCAGCAUCUGA
Molecule: messenger RNA, 1113 nt
Organism: Pleuronectes platessa (European plaice)
Lineage: Eukaryota; Metazoa; Chordata; Actinopteri; Pleuronectiformes; Pleuronectidae
Product: somatostatin receptor type 2-like
Exons: 1
Coding region: 1-1113 (370 amino acids)
Biological process (GO): cellular response to estradiol stimulus; cellular response to glucocorticoid stimulus; neuropeptide signaling pathway
Cellular component (GO): membrane; neuron projection
Molecular function (GO): neuropeptide binding; somatostatin receptor activity
Source: RefSeq, a predicted model, not a curated record